GUUUAAUUGGGCUCGGAGGGUAAUUAGGGUUCGAUUGAGCCCAAAUGACUCCACAUAAGUUUGUGGAGCUCCGUCUCAUCCCGCGCUUCUCUGAUUGUCAAAUCGUCGAUGGCGCGGAAACGUCGCCGUUCAAAGAAUGGUGGAAAGCUUUCCAUUCCAAGAGGAACAUGAAGAACCCGGAGACGACGAAGGUGUUAGCGCGGCGGUUGAGAAGUACUGGUUUCAAAGGUUCAAUCUCUUCUCCAAGUACGACGAGGGCAUAAAGAUGGAUGAAGAGGGGUGGUUUUCCGUCACACCGGAGAAAAUCGCCGCCAGGCAAGCCCAACGGUGCUGCGGCGCUGUUGUGAUAGAUGCUUUCACGGGCGUGGGUGGAAAUGCCAUUCAACUUGCCGCGAAGUAUAAUCAUGUACUUGCUAUUGACAUUGACCCUAGAAAGAUUGAAAUGGCUCAAAACAAUGCAAGGAUAUACGGAGUGGAGGAAUACAUAGAUUUUCUUACAGGGGAUUUUUUCCAAUUGGCACCAUUUCUGAAGGGAGAUGUGGUAUUUCUUUCUCCCCCGUGGGGUGGCCCCGCAUAUAAGUUGAGAGACACCUAUACCCUAGACCUCCUGAAACCAAAAGAUGGUUAUUCACUAUUUCAGGUUGCACACAACAUUACAACGAAUAUUAUUAUGUUCUUGCCUCGUAACAUGGACUUGAUUCAAGUGGAACAGCUUGCUUGGUUAUCUUCCCCCCCUCUACAAAACCAGGUAAUGAUCUGGAUGUAUCAAAAGAUGAGGAUCGAAAGUUGAAAGUGGUUUCCGGGAUUGGUGGCAGAAUAAUAUCCAUGGAGCAUCUUCCUACUGAAACUCAGUGGCUUUACGGCCAGAGUAGAUAUAAACGGGUAUGCAGAAUAUAGUGGAUUUGUGUAUAGCUCUGCAGGAUGCAUGGAAGAGUAUUAUGUCAUUAAAAAGGAUCAAGAGCAUGCAGGAGGAGUCAAAUCUUUUGCAUUACAAGGAAAUAAGGAAGUUUUGGUUCAAUGGAGACAACUGAUUUUGAAGAUUUUUGGGAAGGUUUCAUACUGUCUCUCGAUCUUUACUGCUAAUACAGUUCAAGAUAUACUCCGCAUCCGUUCUGUUCUGUUUGAGUUGUGCAUAGCUAUUCGUUCGCAUGUUCAGCUUCUGUGUAAUAAUGUGUGUGCUUCAUAUUUAUCAGCUAAUCCUAUUCAACAUGGUCGCAAUAGACAUAACAUAUUAAUAUUGAUUAUCGUUUUGUUUCUGAGAGUUUCACAUGGAGAUCUAGUUGUUCGUUAUGUUCCUACACAUCUACAGCUUGUGGAUAUUUUUACCAAGAGUCUUCUUCCACUACUAUUUCUUUUUCUUCAUGACAAUCUGCACGUAGUCCCUCUGGCAUAGAUUGUGGGGGGCGUAAUAAUUUAUUUUAUGCCUAAAAUAGGUUUUGUAUAUUUAAUAGGAAUCCUUGUGUAAUUCAAACUCAUUUAUUACUUAUAUAUAUGAUAUUGGUUAUCGGUCCGGUAAGCCUCAUUUUUAUUCUCAUAACGCCCACCUCAUUUUUAUUCUCAUAACGCCCACCUCAUUUUUAUUCUCAUAAAUGCCCUUCACACGUUACAAAACGACCUUUGUUGUGCAGAUUGAAAAAAACAAGCUUCACGGUCACAUGAAAGGCAUAACCGCUUAUUUUGGCGAUAUUGCAACACCUUAACUCGGCUCAGUUCGGCUCGGCUCAGUUCGGCUCGGCUCAGCUUUAUUCAUUAAAUUAGCAAUGUACGCACAAUCCUGAUAGAUGCCCAAAGUUAUGAGUAACGAGCAGUCACAUUUGACAAAUGUUUUAUUUUGAAGGACAAUGAUGUCCUUUAAACGUAUAAAAAUUGGAAGUUCGUAAUGGUAGCUAUACUCCGUAUAAAACUUCAAGUAACCUCUUUAUCAUGCAGUGGUUCAAAUUAAACAAAUGCAAAAAGUACUAAUAUUUGG
Cuscuta europaea is the source of this 1969-nucleotide messenger RNA. The record is from the annotation of a GenBank genome assembly. NCBI's taxonomy places the organism in Eukaryota, Viridiplantae, Streptophyta, Magnoliopsida, Solanales, Convolvulaceae.